UUUUUUCCUUUUGCAAUACAAAUCGAAGCCAACUGGGUUAUCACAUCGUCUGCCACAGGAAACUCUUUCGUUGCUGUAGAUGACAUUUCCCUUAGUGUGGAAUGCUUUGAUAAAGAUGGACAACUGUCACCAGUGCAUAAUUGGACUUCUAUGACCGUGGAUUCUUGCGGUUCGACUGGUACUCAAGUCAUUCGAGCGGAAAGAUGUCUUCAAAGGGGUCAUAGACAAGAUGGACAACUGUCACCAGUGCAUAAUUGGACUUCUAUGACUGUAGAUUCUUGCGGUUCGACUGGUACUCAAGUCAUUCGAGCGGAAAGAUGCCUUCAAAGGGGUCAUAGACAAGGUCCAUAUCAAUACCUCAUAGUUGAUCAUAGGGAACAAAUUUGGACCGUUCCUGAAACUCUUCCCUAUAGGUGGUUGUACUAG
Messenger RNA from Strongylus vulgaris, 426 nucleotides. NCBI's taxonomy places the organism in Eukaryota, Metazoa, Nematoda, Chromadorea, Rhabditida, Strongylidae. The record is from the annotation of a GenBank genome assembly.